CCGCGCGUCUCCUCCCUCGGUCUCACUACAUCUUCACUUCUCAUCAUGACCUCCAACUGCCCUAGAUGUGAAAAGCCAGUGUUCUUCGCAGAGAAGGUGAGCUCUCUGGGGAAGAACUGGCACCGUUUCUGUCUGAAAUGUGAACGCUGUAAUAAGAUUCUCUCUUCUGGAGGCCAUGCUGAGCAUGAAGGGUUGCCGUACUGUCAUAAACCCUGCUAUGGAACUUUGUUUGGUCCGAAAGGUGUGAAUAUUGGAGGGGCGGGGUCUUAUGUUUAUGACACACCCUCUCAGACACCAUGUGAUGGAUAUUCAGAGGUUUCACCCACAACACCCUGGUCCAACACUCACAUUGAGCAUCAUCAACCCAAAGUACUUGCGGAUGCGGUGCACAUGUUUUCUGGAGAGACGUCUCUGUGUCCUGGCUGCAGUAAAGUUGUUUACUUUGCUGAGAGAGUGAUGUCACUGGGUCGUAACUGGCACCGGCCAUGUCUGCGCUGCGAGAGGUGUAAAAAAACACUGACCUCUGGAGGACAUGCUGAGCAUGAAGGUCGGCCGUAUUGUCACGUUCCCUGCUACGGUUACCUGUUUGGGCCAAAAGGUGUGAACAUCGGUGAGGUGGGCUGUUAUGUUUAUGAGCAGGGUGAGAACGGAGAGAACAAAAUUCUCGGUUAAGAUUAAAUGAAUGGCAUCAGAGAACAGGAUUAUUAUUUCACUACUUUAUAAAAACAGAUGUACAUAAAUAAUCAGUGAGAAAUUGUUACACUAUUUAAUAUUUUACACACUGAAUUUUAUAAGACUUCUGCACGCACUGCGUCAGGAAAAAUCCCCACAAACACACAGCCAUGAUGUUGCACACUAAUAAACGUUAUAGUCACCUUUUAAAUAUUUACUUUUAUUUAACAUAAAUAAUAAAAAUCAGCCACAGGUUUGUUUUAUGUAACAGUACACAUGUAACAUGUACAUGAAUAAAGAAAAAGAUUAUU
Molecule: messenger RNA, 983 nt
Organism: Tachysurus vachellii
Lineage: Eukaryota; Metazoa; Chordata; Actinopteri; Siluriformes; Bagridae
Gene: crip3
Product: cysteine-rich protein 3
Exons: 7
Coding region: 46-672 (208 amino acids)
Source: RefSeq, a predicted model, not a curated record